AUGGGCUGCACGUUCACAAAGGAGGACGAUGACGGGCGAGCCGAGCACAACCAGAUCGAGAAGGAGCUGAAAUUGGACCAUAUGUCGCGGACGCGGGAGAUCAAGAUCCUCAUGCUCGGCACCGGCGACAGCGGCAAGUCUACGGUGCUCAAGCAGCUCAAGCUCAUCAACGGCGGAGGCUACUCGGACGAAGAACUUACCUUCUUCAAAGGCGUCAUCUGCACCAACAUCGUCCAGUCGAUGCAGGCCGUCCUCGAGGCCAUGGACGUGUUCGGCAUCCCCUUCGCCAGUCCCGCCACCGCGAAUCCACACGCGAGCCUGAUCUUUUCGCACCGGCAACAAAUCACGGCCCGAGAGCUGUCGCCCGCCGUGUACGGUGCUGUGAAGACGCUGUGGGACGACGCUGGCGUCAGGGCCUGCUUUUCGCGGUGCAGCGAGUUCCAAGUCUGUGACUCGGCGCAAUACUACUUUGACCAAAUCGACCGGAUCGCCGCCGACAGUUUCGUCCCCAACGACCAGGACAUCCUUCGCUCGAGGCAGAAAACCACGGGCGUGGCCGAGUUCUCCUUCACAGCCACCUCGACGUCGUCCACGGACACGGUGUACCGCAUCAUCGACGUGGGCGGGCAGCGAUCCGAACGCAAGAAAUGGAUGCACCAUUUCGAGGACGUCGAUCUCGUGCUCUUCCUGGUGGCCCUGUCCGAGUACGACCAGGCCCUGUACGAGGACGGGUCGGUCAACCGGUUGCAGGAGGCCCUCGAUCUGUUCCACAGCAUCUGCCAGUCGCAGUGGUUCCGGCGCACGGCCGUCCAGCUGGUCUUCAACAAGACGGAUCUGUUCCGGGAGAAGCUGAAGCAUUCGCCCUUGGAGGCCUACUUUCCAGAUUUCCAAGGCGGCGCCGAUUACGCAGCGGCCCGCGAGUACAUCGCCAACAGGUUCAUCUCCAUGGGCCAGACGAGAUACCCGGACAACUACCUCUGCGCGACAGACACGGCCCAAGUCAGACUGCUCAUGGGAAGGAUAAUCGACAGGUUGUGA
This is a messenger RNA of Cladophialophora carrionii CBS 160.54, 1038 nucleotides long. RefSeq lists its product as uncharacterized. Gene Ontology annotation, biological process: adenylate cyclase-modulating G protein-coupled receptor signaling pathway. The record is from RefSeq and is a predicted model, not a curated record. Gene Ontology annotation, molecular function: GTP binding; G protein-coupled receptor binding; GTPase activity. The transcript has 4 exons. NCBI's taxonomy places the organism in Eukaryota, Fungi, Ascomycota, Eurotiomycetes, Chaetothyriales, Herpotrichiellaceae. Gene Ontology annotation, cellular component: heterotrimeric G-protein complex. Bases 1 to 1038 code for a protein of 345 amino acids.